AUGCGCCAGCAGCAAGGGGUCAGCUCGGGAGUCCUGCACCAACAGCAGCAGCAGAAUAGGAAGCAGUUUCAGCAGCAGCAGCAGCGACAGCAGCAAGAGCAACAGCAGCAGCAACAGCAGCAGCAACAGCAGCAGCAACAGCAGCGGCAGCAGCAGAGUGACUCCUUUACCUCUCGAAGUCGCAUUGAAGUUGUGAAAAGAUGUCUAGGCCUGAAACGCAUAUACACGCACUGCUGCUGCUGCUGCUGCUGCUGCUGCUGCUGCUGCUUGCUGCUGCUUGCUGCUGCUGCUUGCUGCUGCUUAGCGUUGCUGCUGCUACGGCCACUUCACUCAGCAGCAGGCCUCUCUAGAGCAGCAGCAGCAGCACAAACAGCAGCAACUCCUGGCGCUGCAGAAGUGGCAGCAACUCCAUCGCACCAGCAGCAGCCCCAGCAGCAGCAGCAACAGCACUAA
Messenger RNA from Eimeria necatrix, 453 nucleotides. RefSeq lists its product as hypothetical. The coding region runs from base 1 to 453 and encodes 150 amino acids. NCBI's taxonomy places the organism in Eukaryota, Apicomplexa, Conoidasida, Eucoccidiorida, Eimeriidae. The transcript has a single exon. The record is from RefSeq and is a predicted model, not a curated record.